ACACUGUUAGCUUGGCAGCUAAUGGCUCAGGGGGCGUGUAGGCUGCGCUGCCCUGUGGCAAAACUACAAACACUUAAUCUGUGUUUUGACCCCUGGAAACCGACGGACGCGCCACUUCCUUCUAAAUUUAGCCGCAUUCUGGUCGAUUCUCAGUCGGGCUCAUGUGACCAGAAUAAGCCGCUGGUCCCUUGAGGCUGGCUGAAGCCCCGCCGCUCUCCAUUGCAGCUUGACGGUUCGGCACGUCCUGGCGGCGCGCGACACACAACGCCAUCCUCAUCCGGGUGAAAGCCCGCAGCAGCCAUGGCGCAGGGCAACCAUUUUCUCACCAUCCCCAAACAGGAGGGUCUUUUCACGACCAUUAAGAGCGGCCGAGCCGGGGAGACCCGCGAUGAUUCGGCUGAUGAGGAUGAGGAAGAAACCGAGGAAGACGUGCGGUUCAUACCGCGGUGCUCUCCUGUACCGAGAAAGCGCGGCCCGUCCAUUGCAGACGAGACGGCCGAGUACAUGCGGAUUCGCUUCGCGUUGCCGCAGAGAAGGGUGUCUUUCGCGGACGCCUCUGGAGGAGAGCUGGUGGACACGCGAGAGUUCGCAGCGUUCGACUCGGACGACGAAGACAACGACGCCAACUGGGAGGAAGAAGAGGCGAGGUGUCGCCGAGCUUACCUGCAGCCCGCGUACCGCGUGUGGCCCGAGUUCCAGACUCGUGCGGGAAACGAACUGAGCCUCGCGGUGCGCGCGAAUAAAGUCGAGGUGGAGAAAGUGAGCGCUGUGCAGGACGAGCCGCUCGCCUUCGACGCGCUGAUCUGCGUGCUUAACGUUUCUUAUCACAAACGCGUCGAUGUCCGGUCCACCAUGGACGGCUGGAUCACCUACUCUGACUCCGCCGCCGAGUACGUGCAGGGCUCUAACGACGGCGACAUGGACCGGUUUUCGGUCAGGCUGUCCUUCGCCGAGCCCUACCUCUUCAACGGAGCGCGGAUCGACUUUGUCGUGCGUUAUGAAGUGUCCGAUCGAGAGUUCUGGGCAAACAAUUCUGGCAGGAAUUAUUCAGUGGUCCUUGUCGUGUCCUAUGAGGAAGACACGGGUCCGGUUUCUAAGGUAGACGAUCGAGAAAUUAAAGGCAUCCUGAAGCCUCCAAGACCCAGAGCAGAGGAUGACUCCGACUUCUAUCUGGACACAGAAGACGGUUUACCGUCCAAACGAGAUCACAUGGGAUUACCUUUCACAGGGAAUGAGGAUGAUGCAGAGAGAGAGGCAGCUGCUGAAAUUCCCUCACCUGUGUGUCCACUCGUUAUUGAGCCAGAGCUUGACAUUGAGAUUCCUGAAGCUUUGAUUUCUCCUUCUAAAACUGGAGAAGACCCUACAAUAGCAAAAUGUCCUUUUCUAAGUGGCAACAGACCAGAUGAACGUCCUCUACAGGAUUUACCUGAAAAUCCACCACAAACAGACCGUCUAGAAAAAGACCAAGGCACAGAAUUACUAAUACCCACUGAGAAUAUCGUUUACAUUAAGAAUAAAGCCCCAGAUAAUGACCUAACAUCUAACUCUGACACACAUUUUGUGCAUUCUGCCAAGUCCAGCCAACUCUUUUGCCCAAAUCAAGAUAACACCCAGACAGACACUGCAGUCCAAGCACCUUUUGACUUAAACAUAACUUUACCAGCCAUGUUUCCAAGCACCCAAUAUAUGGGGGAAGAUGACUCCGAAGAAUUUAAAAACCAUAGAGAGAAUGAUGAAAUACGGUCUGGAGAGAGGAGAGUGGCACAAUUGCAAGACCAGACCAGUGUGACAAUGGAAGUUGACAACACUGAAUCUUCAUUACACGAGCUGCAAGAAUUUACACAGCAGUGUUCCUUAAAUGAGUUGAUUACUGCCAGUGCAAGUGAAAACAAAGGAGAUUUUAGUCAUAGCACAGGACAUGACAUCCUGUUUGAAGAAUCACAUGAGUCCUUACUGGAGAAGCCUGAAAUGCACAUGAUAAAACAUGACACUGUGGUCAAAAGGGAGACCAGUGGAAAGGAACAAGCAAGUCUAAGGGGAGGGGAAGUACCAGACAUGAUUGCAUCCUAUAUGCGCCAACCAUUUGAACCCACCAACCUGGGGCAGAUCGGAGAGGAUGAUGUGAUCCAAAAUGUUCCCAGCCCUCCAAAAACACCUGACCCAGAGAUAACAGAAUAUCAACAACAAGGCCAGGGGCUAGAGCCUGAACUGGAGGUACCUGAAGUUCUUUCUGUGAAUGUAAACACUACAUCUGGCUCUGAGAGUGCAGCACUGAAAGAGGAGAGCCCAUUGCUAACAUCUCUUUACAGUGCAACAGCUACAUCCCAAAGUUUAACCACUACUGUGCAAGCAGUGGCACCUGAAGGUGGGGAUGGUGAACCUUCCAUGACGCAGGAAGAACCGUUAUCUUAUGAAAAGUUUGAAUUGUACUACAAUAACCCUGCUUCAUUUCAGAAACAAGAGGGAUUAGAAAGCCAGCCUGCACUGCCCUGGAAGAACUUAGAGGCUUCUAAUGCAGAGGUUGAUGUAAUUUUAAGCAAGACUCUGAUUCCAUCAUUUGCCUUCCUAAGUGCUGCGGUCUGCUUGAUAGUUGGGUUCCAUGAACCCAACAUCUUCCUCAUCAUGGUACUCUUCCUAGUUUCCCUCUGUUUUUAAGUGUUGUUUCUUUUUAAAACUCGCCUUCCCAAGUGCCUUUUUCUGAACUUUAAAAAUACUACAAUACAUAGUUUCUUAUUAGUGUUUGCGGUGGUUACAUAGCAUAUAUAUAUAUAUUAUACGGUGGCGUGAAGAUAUGAAGUUUAUCUUUGAGUGGUGAACAUAUGAGUGAGUGUAGCAAAUGAGUGAUAUAUAUUUUUAACAAGAAAAGAUAUCGUGCCACUGUGUAAUAUUCUUUAUAUUCUAAGGACACCUACACAGACACACACACAAAAAAAACCUCAAGUUAAUGAAAAUAAUUUUAAUUGUGAACUGGUUUGCCAUUUUGACAACACACGUCAAGUCGGGGGAGAAAACACUGGGAGUGACGUCAUCGGAGUGAAAUAUCGGGAAAUAUGUCAUUCAGAUCCGCAAUGUAUUUCGUAUGAAAAAUGUUUUUUUCAACACAAGAAGAUAAACUUCCUAUCUUCAGACACAUUCACAAACAAAAAGUACCCAAAUUCAUCAAAACAAUUCAUUGAUAUCCUCACAAGUGGCAUAUUGAAAAAUGUCACUCAAUGUUCCAGGUGUAGUUUGUAUGAAAAAUCUGAGUGGUGUAUUUCCCAAUAAAACACUCGUGUCCAUAUAAUAAUAUAUAACACAACCAUUAUUUAUUCAGAGAGUUAUUUUUUAUGCACUGCCUCUGAUUUAUAUAUCACUGUGAUUUUAGUACUAAUAGCAAAUUACUAGGUUAAUUCUGACUCAUUUCCCAUAUACAAAUAAAUGGUGUAAAAAAAUCGCAUAGCCUGUUACACAGUGUUUAGUACAAAGUACAGAAUAUACAAGCAAGGUGCCUAUAUUACACUGAAAUUAAAUAAUUAUAUAAAUAGUAAAUAGAAAAAAAACCACAGCAACUACCGCUUAAUCCCUCCAUCUCUGAGCUAAUUAGCCUCUGAAUGUAGUAUUGUGGGAUGUUCUCUCAUUUUCUGUGAAAUACACUAAAAAAUUCCUCAAAGUUUCUUAGCUUCCUAAAGCUGUUCUACCUAAAACCCUCUGUGAAAGUGAAACCUUUAUAAGGUGCCCAGAUGGACAAACUGAAGAACGCUCAGGGAUAUAACCUUUAAUUCUCAUAGUGCAAUUGCUGGGUAUAUUGAUCAUUCGUGCAUCUCAAACAAUUAGAAUAUCACAAAUUUUUUCGUAAUUUAAUUCAAAAAGGUAAAGUUGCAUAUAUUCUUUAUUCAUUACAUAUGAAGUGAAAUAUUUCAAGCCUUUUUUGUUUUAAAUUUGAUUAUUAUGGCUUAUGGCUCAUGAAAAUCUGAAAUCCAGUAUCUUGGAUUAUUAGAACAUUUCCUAAGAUCAAUCAAAAAUGGAUUUACAAUAGAGAAACGUCCAACUUCUGAAAACUAUAUUCGUUUAUACACUAAAUACUUGGUUGGGGCUCCUUUACCAUGAAUUACUGUAUCAACCUGUGGCACUGCUGAGGUGUUAUUGAAGCCCAUAUUGCUUUGAUAGUGGUCUGUAUUUUUGGGUCGGGUGUUUCUCAUCUUCCUCUUGACAAUACCCCAUAGAUUCUCUAUGGGAUUCAGGUCAGGCGAGUUGGCUGGUCAGUCAAGCACAGUAAUAUCAUGGUCAGCAAACCAUUUGGUAGUAGUUUUGGCACUGUGGGCAGGUGCUAAGUCCUGCUGGAAAAGGAAAUUGGCAUCUCCAUAAAGCUUGUCAGCAGAUGGAAGUAUGAAGUGCUCUAAAAUCUCCUGGUAGAUGGCUGUGUUGACUUUGGAUUUGAUAAAACACAGUGGACCCACACCAGCAGAUUACAUUACAUUACGUGGCAUUUAACAGAUGCUCUUAUCCAGAGCGACGUACAACGAGUGCAAAAGUCAGGUACACGAAGUGCUGAACUUGUAGACAAGAAGGUUCUAGUGCUAACUGAACAAGUGACAACAAUACCUAGUGUAAUAUUCUGUUGAAGUACCAAUACUCAAACAGCCAAGGAAGCAAAACAACCAUAAAAAGUACAACUAAAGAGAGAACUCAAAGAGCUAAACCCAGGCUAGACAGUACGCAGCCUGGAUUGGUCAAGACGGAAGCGCAGUUACACAGUGGGCAGGGAAGCAGGGGAGAGGUACAACCUGAAGAGGUGAAUCUUCAGUCUGUGCUUGAAGGUGGUCAGGGAGUUGGCAGUUCUGACCUCAAUGGGAAGGUCAUUCUACCAGCAGGGAACCAGGAAAGACAGCAGUCUUGAGUGGGCUGGGUAGGAGCAGAGAGGAGGAGGGGCCAGGUGACCAGUAGUAGCGGACCGUAAGGAUCCAGCUGGCAUGUAGGGGCGGAUCAGACUGUGGAAGUAUGCUGGCCCUAACCCCUUGAGAGCCUAGUAAGCUAGCACCAAUGUCUUAAAUUUGGUGCAAGCUGCAAUAGGUAGCCAGUACAGGUUGGCAAGCAGAAGGGUGACAUGGGAAGAACGAGGGAGGUUGUAAAUCAGGUGAGCUGCAGGGGUCUGGAUUAGCUGCAGGGGUCUGAUGGCAGAAGCUGGAAGGCCAGCAAGGAGAGAAUUGCAGUAGUCCAAGCAGGAGAGAAUCAGUGCUUGGACUAGGAGCUGAGUAGAGUAGGUGAUGAGAAAAGGGUGGAUCCUUUGGAUGUCGUAGAGGAGGAAUCUACACGUCCAGAUCACUACAGCGAUGUUCACUGAGAAGGAGAGUUUGUCAUCUACAUGGCACCCCAAAUCAUCACAGACUGUGGAAACUUCACACUGGACUUCAAACACCUUGGAUUCGGUGCCUCUCCACUCUUCCUCCAGACUCUAGGACCUUGAUUUCCGAAUGAAAUGCAAAAUUCACUUUCAUCUGAAAAGAGGAUUUUGGACCACUGAGCAACAGUCCAGUUCUUUCUUUCCUUAGCCCAGGUAAGAUGCUUCUGAUGUUGUCUCUGGUUCAGGAGUGGCUUGAUAUUAGUAACGUGACAGUUGUAACCCCUUUCCUGAAGACAUCUGUGCGUGGUGGCUCUUGAUGCACUGACACCAGCCUCAGUCCACUCCUUGUGAAGCUCUCCAAAGUUCUUGAAUCUACUUUUCUUGACAAUCCUCUCAAGGCUGCGGUCAUUGCUGUUGCUUGUCCACCUUUUCCAGUCAUCCUUUUCAGCAGUGACCUUCUGUGGCUUACCCUCCUUGUGGAGGGUGUCAAUGAUCAUCUUCUGGGCAACUGUCAAGUCAGCAGUCUUCCCCAUGAUUGUGGUUGUGUGUACUGAACUAGACAACACAGUAUUUCUACUGUUUUACUCAAACUUGAAAUGAAAUAUCCUAAUAUUUUGAGACUUUAUUUUUUGCACUGUAGGUCAUAAUUAUCAAAAUUAAAGUAGGAAAAAGCUUGAAACAUUUUAGUUUACAUGUAAUGAAUCUAGAAUAUAUUACAUUUUCACUUUCGUAAAUAACUGAUGGAAAAUAUUGAGCUUUUUCACGAUAUUCAAAUUGUUUGAGAUGUGCUAGUAUAUUGUCUAUGACUAGUUCUUGGAUGGUAAUCUGUCCUUCCACUAGGAAAUCUUGUUCUGUAGUCCUGGCACUCCAUUGGCACUUACUUUUCCUUCUUGUGACAUUUGAGACCUGAUAGAAUAUAAAGAGAACUGACCAAGUGUGGUAAUUAUUUUUGCAGACACUUAAGUUUUGAAUGAAUGACUUUAUGAAUGUGACAUUGUUUGUUUCUUCUUGGCCAUUGUUUUUACCCCUCAUCCACAUAGAGUCCUGGCCAUGUAAGAAAGAUGUGAGAAGUAAUUAACAGAAUAUUGCUAAUGAAAGUAAUAUAAUGCUGAAGAAAGUGUGUGAAGUUUUAGGCAGAAUUUGAUGAAAACUGACCGAGAGUGGCAUUCAGGUACAAGAUAAUCAACCUGUCUGCUUUCUUUAAUGAUGUAUCAUGAUGCAGAAACUGUUUGUAUGGGUUCAGGCUUUAAUUAAAGUCGUUACAUAUCAGGAGCAUAUUCACAAAAAAGAGGAAAGGCAGAGUUGGCCCCUUUGUUACAAAUGAUGGCCUACUUAACAAAUGAAUAUCAACAGUGAUUGGCUAAUGUAGUAGCAGUAAAAUGACCUCAAUGUAUAAUUUCAUAAAAAUAAAAUGAAGAUUAAAGUGUUGCUGACUUCUUAAGUGGGAACAAUCAUGUGAAAGUUCAUUAAUGACAGGAUGUUUACUUUUGAUGAACCUACAUUUACAUUUAGAAUCCGUUGGAUCAAUUUAUACACUCCUUAUACAACUUCAUAUGAAACUCUACUACAAUAAUUAAUUUUUUUUUAUUGUUACAUGACAUGUUGUGGUUUUCAUGUACGUGUUUACCAUGAAGACCUCUAUAUCAGCGAAUCACUGUUCAUAUUCAAAAAUGAGAAUUGUUAUGGAAUUGUUAAUAGCAAUAUGGAGAGGGCAUUUAUUGUUUGGUGUAAAACAUAAUGAGUUGUGUAAACUUUGAUCACUGGCGGAACUGUAUUACUUACUAGGUGACAUGAUUGAUUUUUAAGCUUGUUCUCAUUAAACAUAUCAAAUGCAUGAAGUUGACUGCAUUGUUAAAUUGCAGAUUCUUUGUGACUUGAUGUAGGCUACAACCAAUCAAAGAGCACUCACAAAUAAAC
Neoarius graeffei (lesser salmon catfish) is the source of this 7237-nucleotide messenger RNA. It is a transcript of the gene ppp1r3f, whose product is annotated as protein phosphatase 1 regulatory subunit 3A. Gene Ontology annotation, molecular function: protein phosphatase 1 binding; glycogen binding. Lineage: Eukaryota; Metazoa; Chordata; Actinopteri; Siluriformes; Ariidae. Gene Ontology annotation, cellular component: protein phosphatase type 1 complex. The record is from RefSeq and is a predicted model, not a curated record. Gene Ontology annotation, biological process: regulation of glycogen biosynthetic process. The coding region runs from base 301 to 2655 and encodes 784 amino acids. The transcript is spliced from 5 exons.